AUGCACCAUGGCGGCCUAUUUGAAACAGAAGUAAGUAGACCUAUGACUCCUAUUCAUUACGUUAGCGAAAUCGGAGAUUUACCUGAAGUAUUUACUCUUCCAAAAACAACACGUAAUCAUGCUAAAAAAUUAGUACCAAAACAAACAGGAUUAAGGUUUGCACCUAAAAACGUCGUUUCUCUUGAUAUCGAAUCAAUUCCAAAAUCUUGCCCAACUUCUGCACGUCGUCCGAAGUCAGUAAUGACAAAACAACCUUUCAAAUCAUUUGGAAGAUCUCCCUCAAGGCCUCAAUCUCGCCUCCCAACAACUAACGAAAUCAAAAAUCUUCGAAAACAAGUAGAAUCUAAUCAACCACGUGUUAUUCAUUGGGGAAGUUCUACAGAUCAGAUGCCGUAUUACAAUAAUCUUAAUAUAGAAGUCGAACCUGAAGAACCAAACCCUGAUAAUAUUAUCAAAGAUCAGGAAGAAAUAGAUAUUUCUAGACCAUUGCAACCAGUUGGUUUAAUAUCAAAUACAGCUUCUAUCAUGGAUUAUUGCGGAAUUCCUAGUUCAUUGACUUUCAUUCGUUAA
Trichomonas vaginalis G3 is the source of this 570-nucleotide messenger RNA. RefSeq lists its product as uncharacterized. The coding region runs from base 1 to 570 and encodes 189 amino acids. The transcript has a single exon. The record is from RefSeq and is a predicted model, not a curated record. NCBI's taxonomy places the organism in Eukaryota, Parabasalia, Trichomonadida, Trichomonadidae.